Molecule: messenger RNA, 3284 nt
Organism: Zea mays
Lineage: Eukaryota; Viridiplantae; Streptophyta; Magnoliopsida; Poales; Poaceae
Product: ABC transporter A family member 10
Exons: 18
Coding region: 118-2985 (955 amino acids)
Biological process (GO): transmembrane transport; lipid transport
Cellular component (GO): membrane; intracellular membrane-bounded organelle
Molecular function (GO): lipid carrier activity; ABC-type transporter activity; ATP binding
Source: RefSeq, a predicted model, not a curated record
CGACAAACUGCAAGCGCUCGGCCGGCUCAACAAAGCCAGUUGCCUCAGCAUAGGAGAGUGCAGCACCACUGCACCAGAGCAUACUCUUCUCGGCUUCUCCAAGCGCGAACAAGAGCCAUGGGCGCGAGCCGUCUGGAGCAAACCGAUGCUCUCUUCAGGAAAAACCUUGUAAUCCAGAGGCGCGCCUGCAAGACGAACUGCUGCCUGAUCCUGUUCCCGCUGGCCCUCUGCUCCGUCAUCGGCGGCUUACAGAUCGCCAUCAACCACGCGUCGUCGCAGGGGGGAGGAGGAGGAGGAGGAGGAGGGGGUGCGACCCCUGCCAUCCGUCUCGACUGCAGCUGCAGCAACGUCAGCGUAGACGAGAACGCGCUCGGAGGCAUACAAUGCCCGGACGAGUGCCCGUUGCCUCGAGCGCCCAAAUGGCCUCCUGUCGUCAGGACCCCGUCGCCCGAGUACCGGGCGGUCCAGGACGGGCUCUUCCCGUUCGCUGAUCUCCCGGACGCUUCGUGCAGAGCCGAAGGGUCUUGCCCGGCGACAUUCCUUGUCACCGGCGACAACCACUCUUUCGUAGGGAGUGUGAUAGAUAACAUUCUUCCUACCCAUAGUUCUUCGGUGAACCUGUCGGCCGAUGUUUCUGCAUUGUCUGAUUUUGUUCUGGCUGACGAUGGAGAAUUUCACCAAAGUUUUCUUCAGAACAAGUGCUCUCCUAACUUGACACUCUCUUAUCCAGUUCAAUACGGCAAUAAUGUUGUGAGUCAAGACGUACGAUGCACAGAAGGACUAGUUCUCUGGCGGGACAGUUCACGGCUAAUUAAUGAUGAGUUAUAUGGAGGUUAUUACCAAGGAAAUAGGAACCAUAAGAUCGAUGAAAUUGCUGCAGUCUAUGAUUUCUUAAGCUCUGACCAGAGCAACUUCAACCUGAUCAUCUCAUAUAACUCGACAAACGACUACGGUGUUUACGAUGAAUCAGAACAAUCUAUCCCUGUGAUUAAUCAAGCAGGCCCAGUGCAGAAACCUAAUUUGGUUCAAGUCCCACGAUUAGCUAAUAUGGCCUCAAAUGCAUACCUUCAUUUAAAGGGCAAUGGUUUGAAGAUGCCAUUUGAAUUCGUAAAAGAAAUGCCUAGAGCAGCUAUACCUAUACACGAUGGCCAGUUUGAUUUGGCUCCAUACAUAGGGCAGCUACCUUUUGUAUGGACCAUGGAGCUUCUUUUUCCGGUAAUUUUGACAAACCUUGUGUACGAGAGACAGAAUAAGCUAAGGAUAAUGAUGAAGAUGCAUGGCCUUGGAGAUCUACCGUAUUGGACUAUAUCCUAUUGCUAUUUUCUACUGUUGUCGCUGCUCUAUGUGCUGUCCUUCGUGCUGUUUGGUUCUGCCCUUGGUUUAACAUUCUUCCGCCAGAACAACUACGGCAUGCAGUUUAUAUUCUAUUUUGCUUACAUGAACUUGCAAAUUUCAUUUGCAUUUCUUAUGACAACAUACUUCUCUAGUGUGAGGACAGCUACUGUGACAGGAUAUCUAUACAUAUUUGUGUCUGGCCUUCUGUCACAAUUCAUGUUCAGACCCUAUGUUGAAGAUAGUAACAUCUCAAGAAUCUGGAUCACUCUUAUGGAACUUCUACCUGCAUUUUCCUUAUACCGCAUUGUCUACGAAUUCUCACGAUUUGCACAAGCACAGCCUGAGAAUUACAUGGCCUCCUCAGGGAUUCAGUGGGCUGAUAUGACUAAUCCAGAAAGUGGAUUGGCAGGUGUGCUUACCAUUAUGGCAGUAGAAUGGCUCCUGUUCCUUUUAUUUGCGUUCUAUCUGGAUCACUUCCGUUCCUACAAAGACGGAAUCAGGAAAGCAGCAGCGCUUGUUCGCUCCCGCAUACAUGGGAACCAUUCUGAAGCUGCUCAGCAGCAAAACGUACAGCUUCAGGAGUUCAGAGCUUCCAUCCAACUGGAGAGAACAGACGUGCUGAAAGAGAGAGAGAUAGUUGAACUGAUAUCAAAAGAAUCCGACAGAAGCUAUUCAGUCAUAUGCGACAACCUUGGGAAGGUGUACCGUGGAAAAGAUGGAAAUGCAGAUAAAAUUGCAGUCAGAGGAAUAUCCAUUUCCAUGUCACGCGGUCAGUGCUUCGGCGUUCUUGGCCCAAAUGGCGCGGGAAAGACCACUCUUAUUAACAUGCUGACCGGAUUUUGUAAACCUACCUCUGGCACCGCGUACGUCCAAGGGAUGGACAUACGCUUCGAUAUGGACAGAAUAUAUACAGGAAUUGGUGUUUGUCCACAGGAUGACUUGCUAUGGGAAAGCCUGACUGGUCGUGAGCAUCUGUUGUUCUAUGGAAGGCUUAAGAAACUGAAGGCUGCAGCACUAUUCGAGGCCAUUGAACAAUCCUUGAGAAGCAUGCACUUGCUUGCCGGUGGCGUUGCUGACAAACUCGUGGGAAAAUACAGUGGCGGCAUGAAGCGUCGUCUCAGCGUUGCGAUCUCUCUAAUCGGUGAUCCCAAGGUUGUUUAUAUGGAUGAACCAAGUUCUGGCCUGGACCCAGCGUCGAGGAAAAACCUGUGGAAGGCUGUCAAGUCUGCAAAACAGGAUCGGACAAUAGUUCUCACAACGCAUUCGAUGGAAGAGGCUGACGUUUUGUGCGACCGGAUCGGGAUCAUCGCGAAUGGUAGCUUGCAGUGCAUUGGAAGCUCUAAGGAGCUGAAAGACAGGUACGGAGGCUCAUGCCUGCUCACAGUAACAACUCCGGCCGGCGGCCAGGAGGAGGAGGAGGUCGAGAGGCUGGUGCAGUCCAUCUCGCCGGCGGCGAACAGGGUGUACCGCGUCUCGGGAACACAGAAGUUCGAGAUGCCGAAGCGGGGGAUGAAGAUCUCCGCGGUUUUCCAGGCCAUGGAGCAGGCGAAGAGCAGCCUGGACAUCGUCGCCUGGGGCCUGGCUGACACCACGCUGGAAGACGUCUUCGUUCGAGUGGCCAAGCAGACUGACAUGUCCACUGUGACCUGACUGAAUACCUCAGGUGAUGAACUCAUGAACGCGAGACGCGACACAGAUUUGAGCAGCCUGGACUUUUGCAAAACCUCGGUAAAUGCGGUCAGGCGCAAGCAAGCGGAUCCCACGGCACGAUCGAGCGUGCGCGUCAGGAGCAUCUGCCGCGUGUUUCAUUUCCACGCGUGAGCUAGCUGCUAGUAGACAUUGCACCUGCACAACCCUAUAGAAAAAACCAAUGGAUUCGAGUUGAGUCAUUUUCACUGUGUAUCAUUAUAAAAGUUUAUAAUUAUUGUGAGAAUGUCUACAUUACAGAA